Molecule: messenger RNA, 6011 nt
Organism: Pogona vitticeps (central bearded dragon)
Lineage: Eukaryota; Metazoa; Chordata; Lepidosauria; Squamata; Agamidae
Source: RefSeq, a predicted model, not a curated record
CCGCAGGGCCCAGUGGGUGGCUAAGCGAAGGCCCACACCUGGCCCUUUCUCGCUGGGGUCCAGGCGCCGGCUGAUCUCCCUGCAGUGGCCAAGAAAGAAGCAUGUCUGGGAGAAAGCAGGGCUGGGAUCACCAGGCAGAUGGCCGCGGAUACAGUCCAGGUCCUCCGCCCGGCAAAGCCCCCAGGCUGCUUCCGGAGCCGGGACCCAGCAGGAAGCAGGAGGAAGAUGGUGGGGAUGGCCCUCUCGCCGGCCUGGAGGGGCUCUGCCUCCACCCUCGGCCAAAGGAGAUCCUGGCCUUCUUCACAGCGCAUGACGACGAGCUCGCGAGGGUGCUUGGUAGCCCCGGACUCAGCCCCCGGAAGGUGUACACGGUGCUGCGCGCCGUCAGGCAUGGGCUGGAGGGGUCUGUGGCGCGCCAGGAGGUCCAGGCGAUGCUGGGGUCGGUGCUGCAGCCCACUUUCCUGCUCCAGAGUUUGCUGGGAUUUAUUGCAAACCUCGAGUCCUUCUCUGGCGAGGACAGGCGAGUGUCUCCGGAGGUGAUGGGAGACACGGUGGCCGCCCUCCACCACCUCCUGGAGGCCUCUCCAGGCCACGCCCGCACACUGCUGUGCUACCCGCUGGACCUCCUCUGGGCCGCCGUCCGGAGGCUGCAGAGCCGUGGCUUCCAGUUCACCUGGAUCGCCCAGAAGCAGCUCCAGGACACCAGGGGCCUCCUGGACAGGGCCUUCUCCUCCUCCUCCUCCUCCUCUCUACGUGGGGGGCUCAGGGGGGUCCACGCGGAAUCUCUGGCGAGUCGGGAGGACUUCCGCCUCAUCCCUGUCUUCCCCACCCCGGAGGAUAUCUUUCUGGAGCCCAUGGGCAGGCUGAAGCCCAAUGUCCUCUCGGGCCAAUAUGAGAGCGAGGAAGCAUAUUUGGACACCCACUUCCGCCUGCUGCGGGAAGAUCUGCUCCGUCCCCUCCGGGAAGGGAUUUCCUCACAAUUCACCCUCCGGAGCCUUUUCUCUGACUCACAGAAACCAGCUGAGGAACUGCAGCUCUACCGGAAUGUCCAGCUGGUCAGCGUGGGCACCUCGCCGGCUGGGGUCACCUUCCUGGCCAAGUUCCACCCCUCACGAAGCGUCAUGGCCGCUGCCUCCUCCAAGCGCCUCCUCGGAGGCUCCCUUGUGUGCCUCAUCUCAAAUGACUGCGGCCACGUGAUCUUUGGGACUGUGGCCGGGGCCACCUGGAAAGAGCGCCUCCCGGGGGCCGUGUGGCUGGACCUGCAGCAGAGCCACGCCCGACUGAUGCGCCACAUCUGCAGGACCACCUUCACCAUGGUGGAGUCGCCGGCCUUCUUUGAGUCCUACCGGCACGUGCUGGCCGGCCUCCAGGAGCUGCAGCCGGGCUCCGUCCCCUUCAGCCAGUACCUGGUGAGGUGCUCUCGGGAGGUCUCCAGGCCCUCGUACCUGGAGGUGGAAGGGGCGGCCUUGGACGUCCACGCCUUGCAUAGUUUAAGGGGAAACCGGGCCGCCGCCGCCACCACCCACGCGGCCACUGUGGUUGCGCCUGCCUCUGAUGCUAGUGAGGAUAGUUGUGUCCAGGUGGAGGUGCCUCUGGUGGAUCUCUCUGCUGUGAGCCCUUUAAACGCUCACCUCUGGACUCCGAGGCUGUUUCCACACCUGGAUGAAUCUCAGAUCUCCGCCCUUCGGAUGGCUUUGAGCACAGAGUUUGCCCUGAUCCAGGGCCCACCUGGGACAGGUAAAACGUUUAUUGGACUGAAGCUUUUGGAGGUCCUGUUGGACAAUCAGGCACUCUGGAACCAGGAUCGUACCCCAUGCCUGGUGGUUUGUUACACAAACCAUGCGCUGGACCAGUUUCUUGAAGGGAUCCUGGAGUUCCUGCCAUCAGGGGUUGUGCGCAUUGGAGGCAGGAGCAAAAACGAGAAAGUGAUGACCUGCUCCUUGAAGAAUUGCCGCAAGACGUACAUGCCCGGGCUCCUGAGACUGAGGGCCCUUCGGAGACAGAAGGAGAGCAUCAGCUACUGCACGAAGGUCUUGGAGCUGCUGCGCCAGGGGGUGCUCACGGAGUGGGAGCUGGAGGCCGAGAUGGCCGAAGACUGCCUGGGGAUCUCGGAGGGGGGGAUGCUGCAGUGGCUGAACAUCUGCUUCCCACCCGAGAAAGGGCAGCCACCGAGGGCAGAGAGACGCAACGCCGCCAGGCUCCGCAGGAAAGGAGGCGAUGCCCACAACGCGCAGCUGUCCCGGUGCCAGAAGAACGAGGAGCGGUUCUUGGACGAUGAUUAUUACGACGAGAUGGAUGAUGAGGAGUCGGCGUCUUCAGGGACACCCCAGGGGAAAUUUGCUUACCUUGUGCCGGAGGAGAGACAGACCCACCAGGCGUGGCUGCUCAACCUCUUGAAGGAAGGAGACACCAUGACCCAUCAGGAGGUGGCCGCCGUCCGCGACGUCAGGAGCCUGCGGCAGAAGGACCGCUGGCGCCUGUACAGGCGAUGGGUCGCUGCCUAUGAGGAGAAGCUGAAAGCGUCCCUGGUGGAGAAGAUGAAGACCUAUGAGAAGGAUGCGGCUCAGCUGGACGAGCUCCGGUUCCAGGAAGACCUGGCGAUCCUCCGGCGAAAGCGGGUCAUUGGGAUGACCACCACAGGUGCUGCUAAAUACAGGAAGCUGCUGCAGAAAGUCCGCCCUCGCAUAGUGAUCGUGGAAGAGGCGGCUGAAAUCCUGGAGGCCCACGUCCUCACCUCGCUCUCCUCCUCCUGCCAGCAUCUCAUCCUGAUUGGGGAUCACCAGCAGCUGCGUCCGAAACCGGCCGAUUACACCCUGGAGAAGAAGUACGGCUUGGGCAUCUCUCUCUUUGAGCGGAUGGUCAACAAUCAGCUUCCUCACGUGCAGCUGCUCUACCAGCACCGCAUGCGCCCAGAGAUCUCCCAGCUGCUGGUGCCCUGCUUCUACAAGGAACUGCAUGAUCACCAGGCCGUUCUCGAGUAUGAAAACAUCAAGGGUGUUGAGAAGAACGUGUUCUUCGUGCAACACGAAGAGGAAGAGAGCCACAGCGCAGGCACAGAGAGCUACAGCAACCUGCACGAAGCCACCUUCCUGGUUUCGCUGGCCAGCUACCUCCUCAAGCAAGGCUACAGUCAGAGCCAGAUCACCGUCCUCACCCCGUACCACGGACAGGUGAUGAGGAUCCGAACUCUGCUGCUGCAGGCAGAGAUGGAACACGUGGAUACCCACGCCGUGGACGACUUCCAAGGAGAAGAAAACGACAUCGUUCUGCUCUCGCUGGUACGAAGCAACCGCCAGGGGAGAAUCGGCUUCCUGAAGGACAAGAACAGGCUGUGCGUGGCCCUCUCUCGUGCGAAAAAGGGCUUCUACUGCAUUGGGAACCUAGAGGUCCUCUCGGCCUGUAGCCCCCUGUGGAAAGAGAUGGCCGGCUUGCUAAAAGCGAAGGGUCUUCUCGGGGAAGAGCUCUCGCUGAUGUGCCAAAACCACCCGGAAACCAAGACGGCCGUGAAGGAGAGCCACGGCUUCCGCCAACUCCCAGAUGGAGGCUGCACACUCGAGUGCCAGGUGCGGCUGGAAUGUGGCCACCCUUGCGCCCGCCACUGCCACCCCACCGACAGGGACCACCGGCAGCACCUUUGCAAGUUUCCCUGUGCCCGAGCCCUGUGCGAGCUCAGCCACCCCUGCCCCAAGAAGUGCUGGGAACACUGCGGGCCCUGCAAGGUCGAGGUGCCGAAGGUCAUCCCGAAGUGUGGACACAGCCAGAACCUUCCGUGCCACGAAUCCGCUGCCACCUGGAUCUGCAAGGAGCCGUGUCAGCAGCUUUUGAAAUGUAGCCACCGGUGCCACCUGUGGUGUGGAGAGGACUGCCAAGCGGCCCGCUGCAAAGAAACGGUGGAGGUCACUCUCUCCUGUUCCCACGUGACCCGAACGGAGUGCUUCAGGCGGGAGAUGCCCCUGCGGUGCCACGAGAAGUGCCGGCAGAAGCUGGAUUGCGGCCACGCUUGCAGGGGAAGCUGUUUCGAGUGCGUCCGGGGCCGCCUGCACACGGCCUGCCAGAAGAAGUGCGCCAGGGUCUUGCUCUGCUCCCACACGUGCCAGGGCUCCUGCUGUGAGAAUUGUCCUCCCUGCGCCAGGAGGUGCCCCAACCGGUGCUGCCACAGCUUCUGUGACCGGCGGUGCGGGGAACUCUGCUUCCCCUGCAGGCAGCCCUGCCGCUGGCGGUGCCCACAUUUCCAGUGCACGCGGAGGUGCUCGGAAAUCUGCAACCGCCCCCGGUGUGACGCGCCCUGCCAGAAGAUCCUCAAGUGCAGGCACCCCUGUGUGGGCCUUUGUGGGGAGCCCUGUCCCCCCAAGUGCCGGGUGUGCCACCGGGACGAGUUGGCAGAAAUCUUCUUUGGGAACGAAGACGAGCCCGACGCCCGCUUUGUGGUUCUCUGGGACUGCCGGCACGUCUUGGAGGUGGGGGGCCUGGACCGCUGGAUGGAGGGGGAGCCAAGCCCUGCUGCGGGAGCCCGGGAGGUCCAGCAGAAGGUCUGCCCCAAGUGCUCGACCCCCAUCCAGGACCACCCCCGUUACAACAACAUCCUCAAAGCCACCCGGCAAAGAAUGGAGGAGAUAAAGCAAAAGAUCCGUGGGACAGAGGAAGAACUCCAAGUCGGGCGAACCCAGCUGGUCCAAAGGCUGUCUUUCGUGGUGCCACACGCAAGCUGCAGCUUUGAUCCAGGCGCCCUGGCAAGAAAGAUCAGGAACACGGCUUCCCUUCAGGACCUCAAGGACUGGGAAAACACCGUGAGUUUCCUCCUUUGCCUUCAGAGGCUGAAAAGCCAAGCCGCAACAUGCACGGAGGAGAGGAAAGAGUGCCUGAUGGAGGAGGCCGAGCGGAUGGCGUCCUGGUUGUCCAGGAGGCGAGAAGGCCAAGCGUUCACCCGCCAGCAGCUCAGAGAAUGCAGGGACGAGGCGAAGAGGCUCUCCUACUUGGCCAACCUCUUCCAGCGGCUGAGCCGGUGGGAGACGAGCCAGGCGCCUUCCUCUCCCGAAGCGGUGGCCGCCGUCUCCGAGGCCCUGAGGCUGCUCAACGGGCAGAGGCCUUUCACGGAAGCCGAAGAGGCGCUCCUCCGGCCGGCCCUAGAGGCCCUCGACAGGCUGCUGCCGGCCUCGGGGCCACAGCUCUCUGAGGUAGAGAGGCUCUCGGUUGUUGAGGCCAUGCGCUUUGGAAAGGGGCAGUGGUACCAGUGCCCCCGGGGCCACUUAUACACCGUGGGGCAGUGUGGGCGGCCCAUGGAAGAGAGCCAGUGCCCUGAAUGCGGGGCGACCAUCGGUGGACACAAUCACAGGCUUCGACCAGAUAACCUUUCCGCCAAUCCGACCCAGGGCGCUCGGGACAGAGGAAGGGAGGAAGGGAGACAGCUCACCAACAUCGCCGAGUUCAUGGCACCCUCUGAUCACCUGGCCCUGGCACCUGCCACAGCCACCGUUCCUCCCUGUGAGCCAGGAGAGUCUCCAUCCUAUGCCAGCGACAGCUGCGGAGAAGCUGGAACCAGUCCUUGCGCCUCCUCUGUUUGUCAAACGCAUGCUCCUCCUGUCAGCCCUACCGCUGGGUCCUGCCAGUUAUUGGGUUCUGAACCAGAAGGAACCUUGGAGGAAGAGGAGGAGGAGGAGGAGAAGGAAGAGGAGGACGAAGAGGAGGAAGAGGACAACCCAGGCACCCCGCCGUUGUCCGGCACUGCCAUGACUGGCCUGGCUGACUCCUCUUCAGAGGAGGAUGUGCCUCUGCUGGAGGGGGCUGGGGAGGAACUAGAGACCCCGGCUGACAAUCCCAGCCCGGGUACCCUGGAGGGAGAACCUGCCCUGCCCGUGGAAGACUCGGGCUCCCCUGGCAGAGAGAACGCCCUCAUAGAGGAAGAGGCCCUUCUCUCGCCCAGCACCGCCCCAGCGCCUGGUCCUGGGCAGCCUCCAAGGACGAAGGCCCCACUGAGGCGAAGUCAGCGCCUGCAGCAAAAGUUUUCCAGCUGA